GGAUAACCGCGACCGUGCUACAUCCGGUAUAAGGUACAAAGUCAUGUGACGUCUCAUGUGACUUCAAUACAAACCGACCAUUGCCACUGGACGUCGUGUGUUGCUUUGUUUAUUAAUUAAUUUACUUGAAAGAUUAUGAUGAAACACCCUGUUAUCAUCACCCUUUCACUGUGUAUGUUAAAUACACUUGCUGACAGAGUGACGUACACAUUUGAUGACUCAGUUGGUCUUGGUAGACAUUUUGAUGGUAUUGGAGGGUUGAGUGGGGGUGGGGCAACAUCCAAAUUAUUAGUGAAUUAUCCUGAGGAACAGAGAAGUCAAAUAUUAGAUCUUUUAUUCAAGCCAAAUUUUGGAGCAUCUUUAGACAUAUUAAAAGUAGAGAUUGGUGGAGAUGCACAAAGUACAGAUGGAACAGAAGCAUCUCACAUGCACAAUAGUUGGGAUGAGAAUUAUGAGAGAGGUUAUGAAUGGUGGUUAAUGGUGGAAGCCAAAAAGAGAAAUCCUGAUAUUAAGUUAUAUGGACUACCUUGGGCAUUUCCUGGUUGGAUUGGAAAUGGUACAAGAAGUCCUUACACUAAUCCAACCCAGACAGCUACGUACAUUAUUAAAUGGAUACAAGGAGCUAAAAAAUAUUAUAAUCUUACUAUUGAUUAUGUUGGUAUCUGGAAUGAAAGGCCAUAUGAUAUCACCUAUAUUAUAACUUUACGUAAUAUGUUAGAUAACUCUGGUUUAACUAAUGUACGCAUCGUGGCACCAGAUGGCAGCUGGAGUAUUGCUAGCGAUAUGUUUAAAAAUGCUACUUUAAAUGCUGCUAUAGAUUAUAUUGGUUGUCAUUAUCCUGGUACAUAUAGUUCAAAGGAAGCAGUUAAUACAGGUAAACAGUUAUGGGCAUCAGAAGAUUACAGUACAUUUAAUGAUAAUGUAGGAGGUGGAUGCUGGGCAAGGAUUCUUAAUCAAAAUUACGUAAAUGGAAACAUGACAAGCACCAUAUCAUGGAAUCUUAUAGCUAGUUAUUAUAUGAAUCUACCCUUCUAUCGUGAUGGACUGAUGACAGCUGUAGAACCAUGGUCGGGAAACUAUAUUAUAGAAUCUCCUAUCUGGUUAACAGCUCAUACUACACAGUUUACGUCUGUUGGGUGGAAAUAUUUACGCCAUGGUUCAGGUGUAGGAAAACUUAAUGGAGGUGGAAGUUACGUAGCUUUGAUUAGUCCAGAUGGAAAAGAUUUCACCAUUGUUAUCGAAACAUUUAGUCAUGAUCACUCAUUAUGUAUUCGUCCACCAUUACCAAAAUAUACAGUUUCACCACAACAAAUAAUGAUUGAUUUAAAAGGCAGUUUUGCAGGAAUAUCAAGGUUAAAUAUAUGGUACAGUAAACCUAGUUAUUCAGCAGGGGUAGACGAUAUCUUCUUUCUUCAAAAAUCACCAUUAGUUUUAACUAAUGGUCAGGGUCAGUUAGAUAUUGGUGUAGAUGAAGUAUGGACAUUAACUACUAUUAAUACUGGAGUCAAGGGAAGUUUUCCACCACCACCAGCUUCAGCUGCAUUUCCACUACCUUAUACCGAUAACUUUGAAUCUUACAGACAACAUCAGGAACCAAACAAUUUAGUAGCACAGAUAGGUGGUUUCGAAGUACUUCAUUCCCUUUCAUCACAUGGUAAUGUCAUACAGCAAGUUGUUCUUGAACAUCCAGUUGCUAGUUGUGAAACACCUUACUUCAACACAACUAUUAGUAUUUUAGGAACCCCAAAGUGGGCUGAUCUCUAUAUAGAAUGUGAUGUAAGAAUUGGUAAUGUCAAUAAUACAGAUGGUGCAUUUAUAGCUGCCCGUGUAACUCAAGGUGGAUGUCAGGCAUUUGAAGCUGAAGGAGUUUAUUUCUUUAUAUUCCCUUCUACAAAUACAAUUAAACUCUCCAAUGAUUUAGCUCAAACUCAAGUUGUAUUCACUGGAAGUUUUACUGGAUUUAAAGAAUGGAAUAAACUUUCUUUAGCUGUACAUGCAAAACUUGCUACAGGUAUGAUCAAUGGAGAAAAAGUUUUUACACAAAAUCUAAGUGGAAAAGCGAAUGAAGGAUUUGCUGGACUUGGAACCUCAUCAUUUGGUCUGGCAGAUUUUGAUAAUCUGGCAAUAAUGAAUAUAGAUGAUGGUUUAAAGAGAAUGGAAGAAAUAAGAGUAAAAAAAGAUACCAAAUUAUAUUUUAAACCGGGCAAAUUCUAGAUUAAUAAUAUUUAUUAAAUUUAUUUAUAGUCAGUAUUUAACCUAAUUACACAUAGGCCAAACCAAUUUAAAUUUUUAGUUCUUCACGAUCUUGAUAAAUAAAAAGCCACUCAUAUCAUGAAAAAUUUUAAAAUUAGAAAAUGUAUUUGGUUUUUAAAUUGUUAUUUUUCCACCAAGAAAUAGGAUAGAAAAUUUUAAUUUGUGUUUCUGAAGAACAAAUGUUCAAAUAGAUGUGUCCAAAUCCGAUGACAGGAGACUUUAUACAAGAUACAUCUAAUAUAAUAGAGAAUGUCUCAUUGUUUAUAAGAAUAGUUUACACACCUCCAGAUAUAUCUGUCAUAGCAACUAUUAAUAUUUUAAGGUAACAUUUCCCAGUAUCAACCUUCUGUAAAGUCAUUAUGUAAUAUUAACCUCCAAUAACCACAUGCUUUGAAUUGCACUAAUACCUGGCGAUAAUCUUUGUGUCGAUGUACAAGUCAGAUAGCAACCUUUUUCCACAGUUGUUAUUAGGUUUUUAUUUGGAAUAACAACCUAGAAAACGGUUGCUAUCUACUACUUACUGUGACAUAUGUCUAAAUGUAAGCUAAAGCCCGAGACUGAGGUUAUGCUGGGGAAAGAAAGACUGAAGAAAAUAACUUGAGAAAAAGAAAAACCAAGGCCGAGGGUUUUCUUUGGAGGGCUUUUUUAUGAAGUCUUUCUUCCCCAGCAUAACUGAAGUCGAGGACUUUAUCUAGUUUAUAAACCUUCUAUGUUUACAUGUACUUAAAAUGAGAAUAUCCCAGAAUUCCAGUAAGAAAAACCUUAUAUCAUGUUUUCUACAGGUUUAAAGAAAAACAUUCAGAAGAAUAACCCCAAAUUCCCCUGUAUAUAUUCAAAGCUGCCCCAGACUAUCAUGCCGUAAGUAAUUCCGGGCAUAGAAUAUACGCCAAAGAUCAAACAGAUUUACUGUUAUAGGUUUAUAAUUCAGUAUAAAACUGAAACAAUACAAAUAUAAUGUCCAGAUAAACAUUCCAACAGGUGCCAAAAUUUUAUCCAAUGUAAAUUAGCUACCUGACCCCAUCCAUGUAAAGAUUAUUAUAUGAUUUUAUACCAGGAACUGGUUCCUUACACUAGAUAAUCUUCUUGUAGUUGUCCUUCUUGAUGGGGCAAGAUUUUUUCAAAAUCCCCCAAUUCAAGUAUAUUUCAUAAUAAAGCCUGAAAUGCUUGUUUUUUUGGAGAUCAUUUGACAGGCCUUCGAUUUUUGAUAUGACCUCACAAUUCAAACAUGGUGCCAAUAACAUUGAUGGUUCCUGGUUCUUUAAUAAUAAUAAUAAUAAUCGUUUUCUAUAGCGCUGAACAUUCAGUCAGUCUGACUGCUCUGUGGCGCUUUGUCUACGAUGGUACUUUUUAUGUGUUCAUAUUUUUUGUGGGAGUGUAUUGUAAUCACACACGUUUAUGUACAGUUUUUGUAAAUUAUGUUUUAAUACGGGGAUUAUCGAGCAAUUCAUAAAAAUGGAGUAGCAAAAAUAGUUUUUUUGGGUUGAGUUAUUGCCCAUGUUGUUAGAACCUGAUAAUAACUCUAUGACUAUAAGUCUGAGGGUUCUGGAUUUUUUGUUUAAACUUGAUGGAACUGCUCAAUAUGUAUUAAAAAGGAAGAACCCUAUUGAAAUGAAUUAUUGUUAUUUGAAAGUUAUUGUUCCUUUAUAAGGCACUUUACAGAGCUGCAGGUGAAUGGAUUAUUGUUGCCAGGCAACACUAUAUUUAUAAUAGAAUCAAUGUUGCCAGGCAAUACUAUAUUUAUAAUAAAAUCAUUGUUGCCAGGCAACACUGUAUUUAGAAUAGAGUCCAGCGAGAAAUAAUUUACAUUGUUAUAUAGUGAUUAUAUUAUUUUCUAUUUUCUAUUAAAGGGUAUUUUUUGACUGUUUAGGAUAUAUGAGAUGAAUAAAUGUUUUUUUUUUAUACAUUAA
Patella vulgata (common limpet) is the source of this 4160-nucleotide messenger RNA. RefSeq names its product galactocerebrosidase. Bases 136 to 2214 code for a protein of 692 amino acids. The record is from RefSeq and is a predicted model, not a curated record. Gene Ontology annotation, molecular function: galactosylceramidase activity. Gene Ontology annotation, biological process: galactosylceramide catabolic process. NCBI's taxonomy places the organism in Eukaryota, Metazoa, Mollusca, Gastropoda, Patellidae. Gene Ontology annotation, cellular component: lysosome. The transcript has 18 exons.